This is a messenger RNA of Peronospora farinosa, 414 nucleotides long. The record is from the annotation of a GenBank genome assembly. NCBI's taxonomy places the organism in Eukaryota, Oomycota, Peronosporomycetes, Peronosporales, Peronosporaceae.
AUGCAUCAAUCCUCUGGCGGUCGUGGCAAUAAUAAUCAUAAUAAUAAUUGGCAGCGUUUCCAACAGCAACAACAUCAAUAUUACAUCAUAACUCGACGCUCGAGUCUCACCCCAAUGAAUCCCAAAGUUUCUAUCCACUUACGAGCAAAUCAGUCGAGUCUUGCAGCACCACCGAAUGCACUGACAAUAAACGUCGUGGUCCAAGCUAUUUGCAAUCAUUUCCAUGUCAAUACAUUUGAAGACUUGAUGGGCAUCAGUCCAUUACAAUUACCCAUACUAAAACAGUUACAUACUGUAAAUCAACGGGUGUGGACAUUUGUUACUUGUUUCAUCCAAAGUCGUCGGAUUCAUACGCUCUUGGAAUGUCAAGAAUUUUUUUACAACAAGAAGGACUUCAAUCGUUUCACGAACUGA